AUGGCCUCUCUAGCCUCUUCAGCUUGCUUGUUUCUGUGUUUACUCUCUUCACCCUUUCUCUCAAAUGCAAACACCAACGCAAAGCUCGGGUUCACCAUGGAUCUGAUCCACCGUGAUUCGCCUAAAUCUCCUUUCUACAACCCGUCGGAAACCUCGUUCCAGCGUACAAGAAACUCUAUCCUCAGAUCCAUAAACCGUGUUUUCCAUUUCUCGGGCCAUGAUACAUCAACUAGCUCAACCCAAACUGAGAUCACCUCCAAUGACGGUGAAUAUCUCAUGAAUGUAUCCUUAGGAACUCCUCCGUUCUCAUUCAUGGCGAUCGCGGACACGGGAAGCGAUCUCCUCUGGACGCAGUGCAAACCCUGUGAUCAAUGUUAUGCUCAAGAUAAUCCUCUCUUUGACCCUAAGGCGUCUUCUACAUACAAAGAUGUUUCUUGCUCCUCAAGCCAAUGUAAUUCUCUCAAAUAUGACGCACCUUGUUCAAGAUUCAAUACUUGCUCUUACACUGUAUCUUACGGGGAUAAGUCAUACACAAAGGGUAACGUCGGUACCGACACCUUAACACUUGGCUCGACUAAUAACCGCCCCGUGCAGCUCAAAAAUCUUAUCUUCGGAUGUGGUCACAACAACAAUGGGGUAUUUAGCAAAAAGGACUCUGGAAUCGUCGGACUUGGUGGUGGUCCACUUUCGCUCAUUUCGCAACUCGGCGAGUCAAUCAAUGGUAAAUUCUCAUAUUGUUUCUUCCCUCCAUCUUCAGAAAAUGAUGUAACGAGCAAGAUCAACUUCGGAACCAAUGCUGCUGUGUCGGGAACGGGAGCUGUCUCAACUCCUAUGGUCACGAAAGAAGUACCGACCUACUAUCACCUAACCCUAGAAUCCAUUAGCGUGGGAAGCAAGAAUCUGAAAUACGCAAGCCCAGCUUAUGGAAACGGCAAGGGAAAUAUCAUCAUCGAUUCAGGGACAACUUUGACACUGUUACCAGCCGCAUUUUACUCCGAACUAGAAGCUGCGGUUGCGUCUUCAAUCGAUGCUGUGAGGAAACAUGAUCCAGAGAUCGAUUUGAGUCUGUGUUACAGCGUAGACACGGAUCUGAAAGUUCCAGACAUUACGUUUCAUUUUGAUGGAGCAGAUGUGAAGCUAGACGUUACCAAUUCCUUUUUAAGAGUCUCGCAUGAUUUGGUUUGUUUUGCCUUCCGUGGGAGGAGCGAUAACUUGGCCAUUUACGGAAAUAUGGCACAGAGGAACUUUCUUGUUGGAUAUGACACCGUUUCUAAAAAGGUGUCAUUUAAACCAGCUGAUUGUGCAAAGCUCUAG
Microthlaspi erraticum is the source of this 1314-nucleotide messenger RNA. The record is from the annotation of a GenBank genome assembly. Lineage: Eukaryota; Viridiplantae; Streptophyta; Magnoliopsida; Brassicales; Brassicaceae.